AAUAUCUUCAACCAAAUCUGUGGGGAUCCAAUCAGAUAUGCACAAAACAGUCGCAGCCAGUCAGGUUCAAGUUGGGCCUCAACACCAACAAAAAGGGCUUCCCAAGCGCUGGCAUCGAAAUCCGACACAAUGGAUCAGAACUCCAAUUUGGACGAGGAGUCUAAAAAAGGUCUGGACAGAUCUGCAAACCAAAGUCCGGAAAGGAAACUUCUGUUUGAGGUCAGUAACACGGGGACAAUGAUCAGUUCUAUCACUACUGACGGCUCAAGUCAGCACAGCUUCAGUACCAGUUCUGAUGAAGGCAUGAUCUAUCAGCCAUCAGCGCCCCUACAUAAGAAGACUCAGGACGUUGCGGGCCGACUGUGGAGCCCGCGCUUUCCAGGAGAAGGGCGUCUCAUUCGUGACAAACUCAACACAAGGGAGCCACUGUCCAGUGAUUCUGAGGAGGACCACUUUCUCAGCUCAAGCAGCAAAGCGCAGUUCUCACCUCAUUUCAUGGACCGCGCCCUCUUGUACAACCCCCACAUCGACAGUGAUGAGACCGAUAGUGACGUGGAGAUGAAUUAUCCUGGUCUAUGUCUUUACAGGCCCGACUCUGACCUCAAUGCUACAGGCCUCGUCAACCCCAUCAACACCUCUUCUGACAUGAAGUUGCCUUCCAUCAGUCAAACGAAUUCUAGAAGUAGUUUAAAAAUCAAGUAUUCUCAUCUUUUAUAAACUGUUGCUAUGGGGACUUUUUUUGUUCUAAAUCUCAAGUCACACAUGCACACAUGUAUAUUAGAAACUAAAUAUAUAAGAAUUAUCCAGCAAUAUGUAUUAGUCAUUUUUUUUAUACACGAUACAAUGUUUCAAUAAAGGAUACAGAGUUUAAAUAAGCAAUAAAGUGUUGAAAUAAGGCAUACAUUGCUUCAAUAAAUAAUACAUUAUUUAAAUAAGAGAUCAAUGCAAAUGUAGGAUCAUAUAUCUCAAUUAAAAAUUGACAAUGUUAAAUUCA
Biomphalaria glabrata is the source of this 994-nucleotide messenger RNA. RefSeq lists its product as uncharacterized. The coding region runs from base 130 to 717 and encodes 195 amino acids. The transcript is spliced from 4 exons. NCBI's taxonomy places the organism in Eukaryota, Metazoa, Mollusca, Gastropoda, Planorbidae. The record is from RefSeq and is a predicted model, not a curated record.